Coturnix japonica (Japanese quail) is the source of this 4821-nucleotide messenger RNA. RefSeq names its product polypyrimidine tract binding protein 1 (gene PTBP1). Gene Ontology annotation, molecular function: RNA binding. Gene Ontology annotation, biological process: mRNA processing. Gene Ontology annotation, cellular component: nucleus. The record is from RefSeq and is a predicted model, not a curated record. NCBI's taxonomy places the organism in Eukaryota, Metazoa, Chordata, Aves, Galliformes, Phasianidae.
CGGCAGGGAAGGAAGAACGAGGCUCAUUGUCCAAGAUAUAACAGUUGGUACAAAGCGGGGAUCUGACGAGCUUUUCUCUACUUGUGUUACUAACGGACCCUUUAUCAUGAGCAGCAACGCUUCUUCUGCAGCUAAUGGAAACGACAGCAAAAAAUUCAAAGGGGACAGCAGAAGUGCUGGGGUCCCAUCCAGAGUAAUCCACGUUCGUAAGCUCCCCAGUGACGUCACGGAGGCUGAGGUCAUCUCUCUGGGCUUACCUUUUGGCAAGGUCACCAACCUUCUGAUGUUGAAAGGGAAAAACCAGGCUUUUAUAGAAAUGAAUACAGAGGAGGCAGCCAACACCAUGGUAAACUACUACACCACAGUCACUCCAGUCCUUCGAAGCCAGCCCAUCUACAUCCAGUUCUCCAACCACAAGGAGCUUAAGACAGACAACUCACCAAACCAAGCACGUGCCCAAGCAGCUCUGCAAGCAGUGAAUUCAGUUCAGUCAGGAAACCUAGCACUGCCAGCCCCUGCUGCAGCUGUGGAUGCGGGAAUGGCAAUGGCUGGCCAGAGCCCUGUGCUGAGGAUCAUUGUGGAGAAUCUCUUCUAUCCUGUCACUCUAGAUGUUCUUCAUCAGAUUUUUUCCAAAUUUGGUACAGUCUUGAAAAUAAUUACAUUCACGAAGAACAACCAAUUUCAGGCUCUGUUACAAUAUGCUGACCCCAUGAGUGCUCAGCAUGCCAAACUGUCUCUGGAUGGACAAAAUAUCUACAAUGCCUGUUGUACGCUGCGCAUAGAUUUCUCAAAGCUCACAAGUCUCAAUGUCAAAUAUAAUAAUGAUAAAAGCAGAGAUUACACACGACCAGACCUACCUUCUGGGGAUAACCAGCCCCCUCUUGAUCAGACCAUGGCAGCUGCUUUUGGUGCCCCAGGAAUAAUCCCUGCCUCUCCAUAUGCAGGAGCUGGCUUUCCUCCCACCUUUGCAAUUCCUCAGGCUGCAGGUACUGUACUUCGCUUGACAGUUCAAAAUGUUCAUGGAGCACUAGCUCCUUUGGCUAUCCCAGCAGCAGCUGCAGCGGCUGCAGCAGGACGGAUUGCCAUUCCCGGCCUCGCUGGGGCAGGGCACUCUGUUCUGCUGGUUAGCAAUCUGAAUCCUGAGAGAGUUACACCCCAAUGCCUCUUUAUUCUUUUCGGAGUCUAUGGUGAUGUGCAGCGUGUGAAGAUUUUAUAUAAUAAGAAAGAGAAUGCUCUGGUUCAGAUGGCUGAUGGAAACCAGGCUCAGCUUGCCAUGAGCCAUUUGAAUGGACAGAAGCUCCAUGGGAAGCCAAUCCGUAUAACGUUGUCCAAACAUCAGACAGUACAGCUCCCUCGUGAGGGGCAAGAGGACCAAGGUCUGACUAAGGACUAUGGAAAUUCUCCUUUACACCGUUUCAAGAAACCAGGCUCCAAAAACUUCCAGAACAUCUUCCCUCCUUCUGCCACUCUUCAUCUGUCCAACAUUCCGCCUUCAAUAGCUGAAGAGGACCUCAAGAUGCUGUUCUCAAGCAAUGGUGGGAUGGUCAAAGGCUUCAAAUUCUUCCAGAAGGACCGUAAAAUGGCUCUGAUCCAGAUGGGCUCCGUGGAAGAAGCCAUUCAAUCACUCAUUGACCUCCACAAUCAUGACCUGGGUGAGAAUCACCACCUGCGUGUGUCCUUCUCCAAGUCGACCAUUUAAAGCUUGGGAAGGCACGAGACAAAAUGGACUUGACUUAACCUCUUGAGUUCAGCCUUGACCUUAAAAGGGCUGAACGUGAGGGUUUUCAACUUCCAUCAUUCCAGACAUAAAGAAAAGAAAAAGCCACUUUAAAAAAAAAAAAAGCAGCUGAAGUGACCUUAAAAGACCAGAGAUUUUAUUUUUUUAAAGAGAAAUCAGUUUACCGGUUUUUAAGAAAAAAAAAACAAAAAAAAGAGAGGAAAAAAAAAAAUACACAAUGAAAUCUAAUUCCUAUUGCUAACCUUGCGGUGAUGGGUAACAAUCUUGACUGUUCGAAAAUAAAAACAUCACAAGUUGAAGUUUACACUUUGGAACCUGCUCUGGGAAAUCCCCCCCCCCUCCCUUCCCUCCUGUUCCUUCUCCCCAUCCCUAUAAAGCAGAUCCCAACAAGUUGAUCAGGUUUCACAUUGAUGCCUUUGUUUCUUUUUCUUUACCCAUCCAUGCCUUGAAAAAAGACCUAAAACCACUGUGUACGUUCACUAUUGCGCCUUUGGAGUCAGGAUUUUGCAUAAUGCAUGGUUGUAAUGGAGCUCCCAACCCAACUAGCACAAAAAAAACCAAGUUGCAUUGAUCCUACUUAAACUGUGCAUCUGCUAUCCUGUGCCUUAAACCUUUUUCCUUCUAUUUGGGAAAACAUCUGAAUCGUGGAGGUCGGAUGGGAAAUGAAUGAGUUGUGGCUCGUUAGAUCUACUCCUUGUAGGGAAGGACUAAUCAAGCUGGCAGAGUGGAUAAAGAAAAUACUGAGCUUUGAGGCAGUCGUAUCCCGCUGCCCUCACUUGGUUGUGUAGCAUCAUGUGUCUUCGUGCCACUUUCCAAUCUGCUCGUGGUUUACCUCCAUUUACAAACCUCCAAGUGGGAGUUGAGAUCCCCCUGGUGUGACAUUCAGACCGAGUAUAGAAGGGUCUGGGUGGGGGGGGAGCGUUCCCAAGACCAAAUCCCAUUCUGUUAUCAGUAGGGAGCCGACAAACAGGCUUCUGCCCUUCCCAAGAAGAGCAUUGAUCAAGAUACGAAAUUAACCACUGCUGGAUGUUUGUGAAGACAAAUCAUUAAGAAUUUGUCACAAUUUGUAUGUGUAUAUAUAUAGAUAUAUAUAUAUAUAUAUCUCGAAAUACUAGGAUUUGAAGAGUUAUUGGCUAUCCCACAUCUAGAAAGGUGUUCAUGCAAGUCACCUUCGUGCCCCUGAUUUGAAAUUAACAAGACCAGUGUAGCUCUGCCAUCAUUCUUAUAGCGUGUCUUCAGCAUUUGAGCUUUUUUUUUGUUUUAAUUCUUGUAUUAUACUUCUUGAUGCAGUCGCUGUCAUCUGUGCCUAGCAAUAUUUCCAGUCGACCAAAUAUUCUAAUCUCUUUUUAUAUGCAAAAGAAAUAGUUUAAGUACCUUUUUGUUUUGUUUUGUUUAAUAGAAUGGUAAGAUAAACGUAAUCUAAAUUUACUCCUUGGUGAUAUUACCCUCCUUUUUGUAUACUGUACUUUCUUUGUUUUAUGAUUGAAUCUGUAGGGCAGUGAUUUCUAGUUACCAGGCUGAGCUCAUGACUGAGGAUGAGGAUGUGAUGAUGACGUGGGGAUGAGUCGCAUUAAAGUGGACUUUUAAAGCUGUGUUUGAGAUGCCAGGCGGAAUCAGCUUGUGAAUGGAAGGACCAGGCUCAAGUUUUUAACCUAUAAGCCCAGAUAUUAAGUUAUAGGAAGGGAAUUCGUGAUCAAUAGAACGCAGCAGAUCGUUUUCUCCCAAUGAUAAAAGCAACCUUUAUGUUUCCUGGCUUUACAACUCUUUCCCAGGCCGUUCUGCCUUCUAUUUCGUAUAAUCCAACGUUGCCUUACAUUUCCCUCUAACCUGCAACCUGUUUGGAUGCAAAAUAACAAGGAUCUUAUUAUACUUUUUAUUUUUUUUCAGGGUUGUUUUUGUUGUUAUUUUCCUGCAAAUUGUGGACCAAAGUUUGUUUUCUAAUCGUCUUAGUGUUGCAAGUUACAAGUUUUCCUUGCCUUUUAGGGUGGGAGCUCUGACUUGCUUAGCACUGAGUGCUUGGAAAAAGUCUUAACACUUUCCUUUUGUUCCUCCCUGAACUCUUUGAGGGUGUGAAUUAAUGCUGGAUGAGGUCUGAGUGAGGGUUCAGCUUGGGUUGAUGCUGUGAGAUCUGCAUUGUGGCCAUCAGUAGGAGCUGCAUUGGGUUACUGCAUUGGGUUACCUCUCCAUCUGAGCAAGCCUGGUUCAUUAUCAGUCUGCCUAUGAUCUCCUUGCAUUGAGCAUUGCAAAUCCAGGUGUGUCUUGGCAGAUUGGAACCUGUUUGCUCAUCUCCCUUCUUCAAGGGGGAGAAGCAGAGUUGCAUCCCUGCUUGCAUCUCCCUUCUUAAAUAGGGAGAAGCAGAUUUGCAUUCCUGCUUGCAGCUCUUCUUGCAGCUCUGCUCCUACAGCCCCAGAUCCACACACAACCCAAAGCAGAACAGCCGUGCUGGAGCUUUCAGAUGCAAUUCAAUCCAACCCGAGAUGCUGGGAAGAGGCUCAUUGCAAUGAGACCUUUCUGGUGGCCUCAACACUGAUUUGAUCGACCCCACAAAGGCAAUGAAUGGAGUGAAUUGAGGUAACCCCAGAACCCAGCCGCGGUGGGUUGGUUUUAUUUCUCCUUUGGAUCCCUGUGUUUGCAUGUAAAGAAUGUGAGUAACAAAAAAAAUACAAGGGUGUACAUAUUUAUAAGUUGUUUUUUUAUACCUGUUCUAAGACAUUGAAGGGGGGGAGCAGCAAAACCCAGGUGUUUUUUCUUUUUUUUAUGGUGAACAGAUGUAUUGUAUAUUUUGAUACCAGCUCUAUACAGGUUCAGUAUUGUGGAGAGGGUGGGGGAGGGGGUCAGCGUGUAUCGACACCAUCAAGAAUUCCAUUUGCCUCUUAGCAAAAGAAUGUUUGUAAUGCAAAAAAUACACACAAAAGAGAAUUAAAAACUAUUUUAUAACAACCUUUGUACCUUUCUGUAGCUCCGUUUCUUUUACUGUUCAGAUUGUAGAAAGCAGUUAUUGGCCAGUCUGUACUUUUUACUUUUAAUUUUUUUUUCUUUUUUUUGUGCUUUCAAUAAAUUUCUUCUGUAUUCUUUGCUUCUGA